AGAUCUGCAUCAAAUGGGCAAAAGGUUUUGGACGAAAAAUGGGUUGGGAUACAAUGAUAAAGUAAUCCUCUUGGCAAUGGUUUUUAUGAUUUUAAUGGAUGGAGUAGUAGAUGGUGAAUCCCUGAUUAAGCAGAAAUUGUUGGAAGUUAACAAGAGGUUAAAGCUUCUUAACAGGCCAGCAGUCAAGAGUAUUCAGAGCGAAGAUGGAGAAAUCAUAGAUUGCAUUGAUCUUUUCAAGCAACCUGCUUUUGAUCACCCUAUGUUGAAAAACCACACGAUCCAGAUGAAACCCACAUAUGAUCCACCGACGAUGAGAACCACGAAGCAAGAGUCUUCUACUAAGCUAGUAUCACAGGUUUGGCGAAGAAGUGGAAGUUGUCCACAAGGAACAAUUCCUAUUCGUAGGAUCCGAAAGAUUAAUAUACUGAAGGCCAAUUCUCUUGAAGAUUAUGGAAGAAAGAGAUCACCAGCCUCUUCUCGUGCCUCUAGCAGUACGAGAACAAUGCGUGGCGCUAGUCAAACUAAUCACUUCAACCAAAAAGCCAAUCAGUCGGUGGCGAUACUUCUUACUGAAGGGUACAAUUACAUAGGAGCAAAAGGAGAUAUAAACGUUUGGAAUCCUUAUGUGGAAUCAGAUGAUGAAUACACCACAGCUCAAAUAUGUAUUAAGGAUGGUCCCUAUUAUGAUUUUGAGAGCAUUGAAUCAGGAUGGACGGUAAACCCAGGUGUCUAUGGAGACAGGCGGACUCGGUUCUUUUCUUAUUGGACUAAGACAGGUUGCUUCGACCUCCUUUGCCCUGGUUUUGUUCAAACCAGCAAUGAAAUAGCCCUUGGUUCCGCCAUUGAACCUAUUUCAGUUACUGCUGGUCCCCAAUAUCAUAUUGCACUCACCAUCUUCAAGGAUCCAUACACUAGGAACUGGUGGUUGCAAAUGGGAAAUGAUAUCAAAAUAGGAUACUGGCCACCAGACAUAUUCAGUGGAUUAAGUCAUAUUGCAUCAUCUGUUGAAUGGGGAGGCCAAGUCUACAGCACCAACGUAAGGAAAAUUCCUCACACAAGCACAGCCAUGGGGAGUGGAGAAUUCCCUGCAUUUAUGUAUGGGUCUGCGUGUUACAUUGGGCACAUUCGGAUCCUUGACUACUCUCUCACCUGGAAGUACCCUUCAUGGGUCUAUCCUUUGGCAGAUGAAUAUAAUUGUUAUAAUGCAUUUAGCUGGAUUGAAGAUACUGAACCCACACUCUACUUUGGUGGGCCUGGUCGAAGCUUUAAAUGUCCAUGA
Molecule: messenger RNA, 1279 nt
Organism: Nelumbo nucifera (sacred lotus)
Lineage: Eukaryota; Viridiplantae; Streptophyta; Magnoliopsida; Proteales; Nelumbonaceae
Source: RefSeq, a predicted model, not a curated record